ACGGAAGAGCGAGCGCGCGCACGCCCCAGCGCGAGUACGUGCACGUACAGCUGUACUAACGUGAUGUCAGAACGCCGUUGAGCUCAAAAAAAUGUUAGCCUGUGUUGUUAAGUCUGAAAGCUACAGGGGAUUUGCCAGACGGAAAUAAUACCGUUUUAUCGCCUAGAAACACAUGCACAGCCCACAUAUUAGCGUAGCGCGUUUUUAUACGUUUUUAUAUCCGCUUGAAGCGAGCGUCUUGGGUUUAUCCUGAGAGAAAGUUGGUUGGUUAUUUUGUGGGAGUGAUGUCGAAUCCUGGGACUCGAAGGAACGGGUCAAGCAUCAAAAUCCGACUGACAGUAUUAUGUGCCAAGAAUCUGGCAAAGAAAGACUUCUUCCGGUUGCCUGAUCCUUUCGCCAAAGUGGUGGUGGAUGGCUCGGGUCAAUGCCACUCUACAGACACGGUCAAAAGCACAUUGGACCCCAAGUGGAAUCAGCAUUACGACCUGUAUAUUGGGAAGACCGAUUCCAUCACCAUUAGUGUAUGGAACCAUAAGAAGAUCCAUAAGAAGCAGGGGGCGGGUUUCUUAGGCUGUGUGCGGCUCCUGUCCAAUGCCAUCAGCAGAUUAAAAGACACAGGCUACCAGCGUUUAGACUUGUGCAAGUUGAACCCAUCUGACAGUGAUGCGGUCCGUGGACAAAUCGUUGUGAGCCUGCAAACCAGAGACAGAAUUGGCAGUGGAGGUCCUGUGGUCGACUGUAGAGGACUGGUAGAGAAUGAAGGGCCAGUUUUUGAGGACUCGGGGCCCGGACGGCCUCUCAGCUGUUUUAUGGAGGAGCCCAUGCCAUACACAGAUCCCACAGGGGCCGCUGGCGGAGGAAACUGCCGUGCACUUGAGUCACCCAAUCAGGAGCAGCGACUCCAAGCACAACGGAUCAGAAACCAAGAUUCCCGAGGGCACGCACACACACCCCAGAACCGACCACACGGACACCAGUCCCCCGACCUCCCUGAGGGCUACGAGCAAAGGACCACUGUGCAGGGCCAAGUCUAUUUUCUGCACACACAGACUGGCGUGAGCACCUGGCAUGAUCCUAGAAUACCCCGGGAUUUGAACAGCGUGAGUUGUGAGGAGCUGGGCCCUCUGCCGCCCGGCUGGGAGAUCAGGAGCACUGUGUCAGGACGAAUUUAUUUUGUCGACCACAAUAAUAGAACCACACAAUUCACCGACCCCAGGUUACACCACAUCAUGAGCCAGCACUCUCAGGUGAAGGAGUCGAGCCAGGCUUUGCCCGUACAGAUGGAGGUCGGUAUGGAGGAGGGUGACGGGGAGUUACCGGUGCGCUACGAGAGAGAUCUGGUACAAAAACUUAAAGUUCUCCGGCAUGAGCUCUCCCUGCAGCAGCCUCAGGCCGGCCACUGCCGCAUAGAAGUGUCCCGUGAGGAGAUCUUUGAGGAGUCUUAUAGGCAGAUCAUGAAGAUGAGACCCAAAGACCUGAAGAAGCGGCUGAUGGUGAAGUUUAGAGGAGAGGAGGGGCUGGAUUACGGUGGUGUUGCUAGGGAGUGGUUAUAUCUUCUCUGUCAUGAGAUGCUAAAUCCAUACUACGGCCUGUUUCAGUACUCAACUGAUAACAUCUACACACUACAGAUCAACCCAGAUUCAUCCAUCAACCCUGACCACUUGUCUUACUUCCACUUUGUUGGGCGGAUUAUGGGUCUGGCUGUUUUCCAUGGGCACUACAUCAAUGGAGGCUUCACCUUGCCCUUCUACAAGCAGCUCCUGGGGAAACCCAUCCAGCUUUGUGACCUUGAGACUGUGGACCCAGAGCUGCACAAGAGCCUCGUCUGGAUCCUAGAGAAUGACAUCACAUCUGUUUUGGACCACACCUUCUGCGUAGAACAUAAUGCUUUUGGCAAAUUCCUCCAACAUGAGCUGAAACCAAAUGGCAAGAACAUCCCAGUCACAGAGGAGAACAAGAAAGAAUAUGUGAGGCUGUAUGUCAACUGGAGGUUCAUGCGAGGCAUUGAGGCCCAGUUCCUCGCCUUGCAGAAAGGCUUCAAUGAACUCAUUCCACAGCAUCUGCUCAAGCCUUUUGACAACAAGGAACUUGAGCUGAUCAUCGGUGGUUUGGGGAAGAUCGAUCUGAACGACUGGAAGGCCAACACGCGGCUUAAGCACUGUGUGGCAGACAGUAACAUAGUGAAGUGGUUCUGGCAGGCGGUUGAAUCGUUUGACGAAGAGAGGAGAGGCAGACUGCUACAGUUCGUCACGGGCUCCACACGCGUUCCUUUACAAGGCUUCAAAGCACUGCAAGGUUCUACAGGUUCUGCAGGACCAAGACUCUUCACUAUUCAUUUAAUUGAUGCCAACACAGACAACCUGCCCAAAGCCCACACAUGCUUCAACCGAAUCGACAUCCCGCCUUACGAGUCAUACGAGAAGCUCUACGAGAAGCUCCUAACGGCCGUGGAGGAGACGUGUGGCUUUGCAGUGGAGUGAGCGAGUGCCCUGCCCUGUCCAGCCAGCCAGCAAUGGCAGCAAACCCACCAAACAGCCCCAGCCAUCCCUCUCACCCCCCUCCCCUUCUCUAGGACAGACGGACUGGUGUCUCCUGACAGACUUUAGCAUCACCCGCCAGCCUGAGACUGCAACGGAGGGGAGCGACCACCCAGGGGCAAAACUCUCAAAGACUAACGAUUCCUCAUGGUGUGAUUCGGUAAUUGUUUGCGCAUUACCACAUAAGUUACGGAGAAAUCUGAUCAACGUUUUGUUUUGUUUUUUCUCAAAAAUCCAGUUUGUAUUGUCUUUGUCACUGAAGCGGCGGGUUGAUAGCGUCUGACUGUAAUGCGAGUAUGUUUGUGCUGCAGUACGUAGAGCCUCGCUGAGCCUGUGGUCUACAUGAAGUAGAGCUCAUGUUUUAGUCUAGGUGGAGUAUUUUAACAUACACAGAGCCUGUGACCAUUAAACCAGUUUACCUACAGCAAAUGUGUCCUGAAGGACAAGGGUGGUCAGCGUUGUCAUGCUCGUUAUGUGUGUAAUGCCUCCAAUUGUUUCCGUACUAUCUAUUUUAUUUCUUCACAUCCUGUUCAGUACUAUAGGAUGGCAUUUCAGUGGUAUCCAUUUCCUGUACUCAUCAGUUCUCAUUGUAGAAAUUUUAACUUGAUUGCUUGAAAUGUAUUAUUGAAAUGUUUGUUUGUUUUUUUUGUCUGAGAUCAAGAACAUGCUUAACGGCGAGUCUUAGUCCUCUCAUGGGAACUGUGAAUGUAACAGCGCCCAUGUGUUAAUGUUCUUCAGCUGAAGCACAACGAUCAUGUGCAGUCUAGAGAAGGACCCAAAGCCCUUUGCAAAGUCAGCGGUUUCCAGAGUGAGCCAGUAUUUUCGUCGCAUAAAAAUCUUUUUUUUUUUUUUUUCUUCUUUUUUUUUUUACUUUUUUAAUCCAAUGAGCAUUCCUCCGUUGUUGGCAAAAGACCUACUUUUUGAUGAAUGAAUGGUGUUUUAAUAUGCAGAUUUUGAAGCAAGUCUACUUCUGUCACCUUCUUGAACAACAUUCGAAUCCAUUGUGUCCGUUAACACACCUAAACUCGACUCGUAACUUUAGUUUCGCAAAGAAAACGGAUGGCGAAUGUUUUAAAGGAGCUCUUUUUGUCCUUAAUUUUGAUGGACCCUGUUAAUCUUUUCCAAAUGAAUCUAGCCAUAGUCAUAUGGUAUCUUAGCAUUAACUGUUUUAACUUAACGUACUAUUAAAAAUCACCUCCAGACUGUUAUUCGCAGCUCUUUCAUUGAAACCACUGCUUCGAGUAACAUUCAGCACUUUGGCUGGCACGUGUACAAUCGCCCAUCAUGGAGUGUUUAAUCCCCUGUGGACGAUCGCUGAUGUCCUUCGGCUCAGUUUGGCGGCCUCUCUGGACUCUGACGGAGAGGUGUUUGGUCCAGGUUUUGGUGUGUUGAAAGACCAGGGGGGUGUCUUGGAUUUCAUUAUGUAGUGCUUGAUGUGCAUGGCACCUGAUUAUUCUUUGUAAAUGUAAAGAAUGAGCCAACCUCAUAGUGUUUAUUCAACCACUUUUGUCUUUUUCUCUCUCGCUCUCUUCGUUUUUUUUUUUUUUUUUUUUUUUUUUUUUAACCAAUUAUUUAUUACCAUGUAAUGUCCUUUUAAGUAUUGCUGCUAUUUCCAUUAUUCCGUAGUUUUCAGAGAAGGCCGAGUUCUUGUGAAAGCUGUACACUAAUCUCUUUUAUUUUAUGUAUGAAUCAAAGUAUUUAAACCUGCUGCUGAUUCUUCAGGACGUUAAGAGGACGACACCCGACCUUUGACCUGGAUGGAGUCAGCAAGUAAUGUAGGCUGGGCCCCGGUGGUCAUGUUCAUAUUUGUGAUAUAUGCAAUAAAAUCCAUCACCUUUAUAUUCUUGGUUCUGUCUUAAAAUGUCUCUUUCCUCACUUAAUGUGUAUCGGAUCGGUUGGAAUUUGUGUCUAUGACAAGUGUGCAAAAAUGAAGUUUUCUGUUUUUCCCAAAAGGCUGUGAAUGCCUAGAGUGGUGAAAUGUUUUUAAACUUGGAUAAAACACAAAAGAGGUGACGUUAAAUGUUGUGUACUUGUGGGAAUGGCUAGUGAGCUUGAAGAUGAGUAUGGACUUUGCCUGAAGUUACAGUUGUUUUCAUAUUUCUCUAAGAAAAAACCUUUUUCCAAGUAAUGUGACUGGUAUCAUCACAUUGUACAAUUAUUAGGUCCUGAGUGUCAUUGUUUAUUCGAUGCAAGAGUAAUGUAACUUACUAUGUACUAAACAUUUCUGAAAAAAAUUCAGUGUAAAUAAGAUUAUAUUAAAGAAACUAAAUUGCAAA
Messenger RNA from Megalobrama amblycephala (Wuchang bream), 4813 nucleotides. It is a transcript of the gene smurf1, whose product is annotated as SMAD specific E3 ubiquitin protein ligase 1. Bases 285 to 2480 code for a protein of 731 amino acids. Gene Ontology annotation, molecular function: ubiquitin protein ligase activity; protein binding. Gene Ontology annotation, biological process: ubiquitin-dependent protein catabolic process; negative regulation of BMP signaling pathway. NCBI's taxonomy places the organism in Eukaryota, Metazoa, Chordata, Actinopteri, Cypriniformes, Xenocyprididae. The record is from RefSeq and is a predicted model, not a curated record. The transcript has 18 exons.